Fopius arisanus is the source of this 7960-nucleotide messenger RNA. RefSeq lists its product as uncharacterized. Gene Ontology annotation, molecular function: protein binding. NCBI's taxonomy places the organism in Eukaryota, Metazoa, Arthropoda, Insecta, Hymenoptera, Braconidae. The record is from RefSeq and is a predicted model, not a curated record. The transcript has 11 exons. The coding region runs from base 599 to 7018 and encodes 2139 amino acids.
CAUCUAUUUUCCCUUUAUUUAUUUAUUUAUUUAUUUACUGGAUAAACAAGCCAUGUUACGGGCAUUACGGAACAGGUCAAUGUGGAUAUCCCGAAUUAUUCUUUGAUCGAGUUGGCCAGCUCUUAACGCCACUCGAAUUUUUCAAGUGGUAAUCCUCCCUUCGCCCAUCCCUUAUCUCAACCGUUUCGUCUCGGGAAGAAUCACAUGGACCAACUCGUGAUGAUGAAUUAUUGAUAGUUGGGAGAUUCAGCGUUUCUCCCAUUGCUGGAGUGAUUUUUUUCAACAACUCUGGCGGUUGUGAUGAUACAUUCUACUGGUGAAAUAAUGGUAGAGGGAAUGAUGAUAGAAAAACUACGAGGGUUUUGUGAUUUCGAGUUUACCGGUAGCAUCAAAGAUGUACUUUCUCGUACUCGAUCAUAUCGAUUCAAAGGCGUCUCAGAGACACAUCGAGUCAAGUGAAAACAUGCCAUUCAGCCACAGCGAAAACCUUCGACCUCCAAUGAAUUUGCAUUAACCAGAGAAAAUCAACGUUUCACCUCUGAAAAAAAAAUCCCAGCAAAAGUGAAUUUACCUCAGAUGAGUAGAUUGAGGCCGCAGAAUGGAGUCGAAGAACGGAACUGACGAAUUUGUUACGGUAGUCAGUGUAGGAACUCAGCCAAAGAUUGAAAAUUUUGUAACUGUGCUAUCGAUUGGCACUGGAAGGACCGAGGGAUCUGCCGAUGGUGACGAAGGACAACUCGAUGAGGAAGUUGAGGUUUACAGACUUCCUGGGGAGCGACUGGGAUUCGGGCUCAAGUUCGAAGGGGGUAAUAAAACGUCGGAGCGUGUGAGGAGGCUCUUUGUCCAGAGUUGUGCUGAACACAGUCCUGCCAGCAGGACUAAGUGCUCCUGGGGUAGCUUGGGAGAGGGAGAUGAGAUUUUAUCCAUCGAUGGAGUUCCGGUGACUCACAUGAGUCGUCUAGACUGCGUUCGCCACCUCAAAGAAUCUCAGCUCGUGAUUAAAUUACUCGUCCGGUGUCGAGGUGCACUGCGACCAAAAGUGGUCAGCGCUGAGAGGAAGUCAAGUCCCGAAAAGAGUAAAUCUCCUCCUGAAUUACCUGCCUUGCCACCCCCAGUACCACCCAGAAAGCUGAGACAGGCCCGCGGUUCGGCAGAUGGUGAUGCCAAUCCGAGUCCAGUGAGAAAAAUCAAAAACGGACAGGGGAAUGCUCUCCGUGGAGAAACCAAAUUCUCAAUCAACCAUGGCAACAAUUCAUCACCGAAAGCUACAAAUCACAAGUCCCCAGAAUUCACCAAAAGUAAACAGCCGACAAUGCAGGAGCCCCCGGAAGCAUUGGUGUACCUCGACGCUCGUUCCCAGGAUGGAUCGAGCACGCAUGGAAGUACUUCAGACGACACAGGCAGCUCCAUGUCCACUGUAGUAGACAGAACUUUAACCUCAGACUUAUUUUCGACGAUUUCAACAACAUCAACCGCCUUAGAACAACCGAACGACACUCCAAACGACAGCCACUGUCUCCUGGAGUCAUUCGACCACCUGGACAAAGACUUCUGCACCCCCCCAGGUUAUUUGCUCAAACGUCUGGCCAAUUCUGAGGCAGUGACCCACGUAGAGUCUCGAGGAGAAGUCGGAGCUCUAGUUGAGAAGGUGACAGCAGUGGUUGCCCCCAAUACAGUCCUGAUAGAGGAAACCUUGACCCUCCAGCCACCCCUAAGCUUCCAGGACGCUCCACUGAGCUACGCCCACGAAACAAGCCCUGGAAUUUUUUACACAGCAGAUCUCGCUGCCGACUCAACUACUCACUUUAGACCAAUCUGUGAUGAUGCCUCAAUGGUAGAAUCCGUAAACGAAUCCCCCGAGUCACCAAAAAAAUCCACUGACAUCCUAGCCCCACCUUUACCACUCCGUAAUCACAUUAACAGAAUUCCAGUGAACCAGAUAACCAGGGACUCUGUUUCCGGCGAUAAACCUGACCCUAAUGAGACCGAUAAACCUAUUGACGAUUCCCUAAACCUUCCACCAAAGCCAUUACCCCGUAAAGAUUCGAAAUUCAAGAGGAAACGAUUGCCUCCACCGCCACCGCCACCAACAGCACCGAGACGUGAAGCACCACCGGUUCCCCAUCGUACCUCUCAAAUAUCAAAGUCAAUUGUUCAUGAAAAACCGGAUGUUGAUGAUGUCACGCUUUUACAAAUUUCAUCAUUGCGUAAAGAGCAAGAAAAGAUUUCCUCGAUAGUUAAUGAACCGAUCCCUCCACAAUUGUCUGAGAAAAAACUCGAGAUUAAUGGCUCAAUAACCGAGAAUAUAUCAUCGAUCAUUGAUGACCCCAAAUCCUUGGAAACAAUUCCACAUAAAGAGGAUAAUAACACUCUACCGACGAACAAAGUCCUCGAGAUUAUCGAGAUGAAGAGAGUGAAAGCUUUUCUAAAGACUGAGCAUUUACCUGAUGAAAUUUUAAACCAAUCGAUGGCCAUGGAGAACAAUGAUCUCCAGUUCAUUGAAGAGACGGAGAUUUCUAUUUUUUCGUCGUCCAGGCAGAAGAGUAUCGUCGAGUCGCCAGUAAUAUUUGCCCGGAAAUCCCCGGAUUUCAGCAGUCCUGAGGUGUGGGACGAGGCUAGGGAGCAUCAGGAGAACGAUAAAUUUGGGGAAUCGGACGAUGAUGACGAUGAAACCUACGCAUCAUUGAGCUUGAUUGAGGAUUCAAAAUCACUCGAAUCGUUGCCCAUAAUUAUCACUAAAGAAUUAGACGAUACCGAUAGCAGCUCAGAGAGCAGUGAGGACAAUGGUGACGAUUACUACUGGCAAAGUAAUCUCGCAACAAUUGGUGAGGAGGAGGAGACACCUUCGCUCGAAUACACACCAGUGAACAAAGAGCCUGAGGCCACCUCGAUCACUGCUGAGCCAAGUGAACCAUCGAUUAGCCACAAUAACGAGAUAACCAGAGAGCGCGAUGAUACAGAAUCCUUGAAGGGAGAGAGUACAAAAGUGGUGGAUAAAAAACUCCAUAAGAGCGCGGUAAAUGGUAGGAUGGACAACUGUGGAGGCGGUCAACGCCUGCCCCCGGAUGGGGACGAGUUUCCAGCGGCUUACCAAGAGUUCAGCGCCUCUGUACAGCAGUACCAAUACGUUGUAACACCACGUACCACCACAAUGAUAACCAAUGGAACAAUAAAUGAUACGGAAAAAUACAAAACAUCUAAAGCAUCGCAAGUUACUGAGACCCGUAUAACAUCGCAGUACAUAGUUACGAGUAAACCAGAUAUAUCCUUAAAACAAACAGACACAUUGAACAAGGUAAAUUCCCACCUGGAAGAUAGCAAGAGAAAUCCCGUGACAUUUACGAAUACAUAUACGAGGGAUAAUAAGCAACGGUGUGUACAGGGAGUCGUGCUGACUGAGAAGAAAAUCGAGAUUGCUGGAUAUUAUCCGAAAGAAUCAAAGAUCGAUAAUGAAACGACUGGUAAAGAUAAUCUGGACAGUCCUCCACCGUUGCCACUAACAGGACCACCUAGCUACGAGAAAGCAAUGGUGCACAGUAGGAUGGCAAACGAGACGUGUGUUAAUUCACGGAAAUUUUCGUUGAACGGCGAUUUAAGGAGUCGGGACGAUAAAUCAGAGAAGUCAGUGAGGGAUAAGAUAGCUAUGUUCUCCAAGGGCAGUAUCGAAUCACCACUCUUUCCGAAUAAUCCCGCGGCCAGCAUCGCUGUCACAUCGAGACGAUUAUCCAAGUAUAAAUCAUCCGAGGAUUUCUUUGUCGAUGAUGAUAAUAAAUGCACCACCAUGCAAAAUGAUCGUUACUUCAGCUCUUGCGAUCUUACGGAUUCUGCUAAAAGUCAUUCUGAUUUAUCGAUCAGUGGGGGAACAGAGAGACCGCCUUGUCCGCCAACAUCAUCACCACCGGUGGAAUCAGUCGGCCGUGUGACAACACUUUCCACUAAGACAUCAACCAAACCAAUGGCCACACUAAAAUCCGGAUUAUUGACUUCAUCGGCGAGUUUAACUGACGUUAAAUCUGUCAUUAAUCCGUCUAGAUCCAAUGGCGGUGGACUAUUGUUGGAGGAGGGUAAGAAUAUACCGGCAUUAACGAGGGCAACUAGCUUCUCCGGUGGAAUUUCUUACGGUGAAUUACCGCCUGCCAAUGGACAAGUAUCCAGGGCUAAUUCGCUUGCAUCGACAUUCCGUCGUACUGAGGAUAUGAGGAGAACCAGUCUGAAUCAAUUGAUCGAACAGAGAAGGAAAGGAAUUUCAAAGCUGAGGGGACUUGUUAUACCCGAGAAGGACGCUGUCCCUGUCGAUCAGCCAAUAAUCGAUCUUCCAGAAAUCAAAUCGAGGGAUUCUAUUCUAGUGCAACAGAAGGUCAGUAUAAUUGACAAGUGGGGCUCACAGGGCUCUCUAGCAAGCAAUACCAGUACCCAGAGUAUGCCGAUAAAGACAACGACGUUUAAAAUGCCAGCGCCGCAAAUCCUUCCAAAAUAUUCACCAGCAUUCAAACGUAAAAGUCUCACAGUUUAUGGCUCAUCAAAUGUCACAUCACCCUCAAGCCAACAGACUAGUCCAGCCACCACAGUGACGCCCACUGAGCCCCCCAAGAGUUUAGAAAGUAUCUGCAGUCCAACUAGAAGUGACUACAGCUUUGAAUUUGUAUCAUCCAGUGUAUCACCCGAGAAUAUACGUAAUCGCCCGAGAACUGGACAGAGAAAGAUACGUGGGGAUUACGAUGACUCGGACAAUGAUUCAGCAGUUAGUAGUUCACAGAGUAGUAUAUCGAGGGGUUUCAGUCCACCAACAUCACCAGUACCAUCUGAUCGCUCCAAUCUGUCAUCCGACAGAUCCUAUUCAAUAAUGAUGGAUACUAAAAACUACUUAACGAGUGACGGACAAUUUUCCAAAAAUGAGGGCUACACAGUCGAGAGAAAUUAUUUGAGCUCGAAUGGCUCGUCGAGUGGUAGCAGCAGUGCCAGCAGCAGUGGCAGCAAUUCCAGUCACUCUGAUCCAAGGUCACCACCACCUGAACCCAACGUGAGAUUCACUGGAAUUCCACAGAGGCAGAUGCUCAAACGAUCGAGCAGCACUGAGACAACCUGCAGUACAUCGUCAACUCUCACCUCGGGCUCACAGGCCAGUGCUGAGUCGUUGUCCAGGCGUGUACUCAAGCCCCAGAGUGUCGAAGCCAUCAAUCGAAAGAACAUUCUUGCCAGUGCUAGGUGCCGAAGCGGUAGAGAUCUCAACGGUUCUCCUCUCAUCCAACGUAAAUUCUCCGAUGACGAAGAGAUACCGGUUGCUCAGCGCAACGGAAAGUAUGAUAAAAUUCCUAAUGGGAAUUGUAACAGUGAGACAACUCCCAAGAACAUUAAAAUAGCGUACGUCGAGGUUAUCGAGGAUUUGGUCUCCAACGAUGAGCCGACCAUCGUGGAAUCUCCAAAAUAUCUCCCUAAGAGAACGGGAGUGGGGUCGUCAUUGGCACUCAAAAAAUCCCCUAAACCUGAUAUAAUGCAACCCUCGGACGACCUGAAGAAUUGGGUGCGAACGGAGGUCGAGGCGUUGCUGAUCGAAGACAGCACUUGUUUGGAAAAAGUCCAGGCUUUACAGACGAGAAUACCCAGGACUCAAUCGUCAUUAACCCUCGACGAGGCAAACGGUACAGCUCCCAUGGGAGUGAAAAGAAUGCCCUCGGUCGAGCAAAUCGAUAGCUCCUGCAAGAAAACCAUCGACUCUCACAGCGAUGAUUUACUAACAACAUUGACAACAAAAAGCAGAUCACGAGCGCCAAUUAGUUUCGAGGACGGUGCAAUACUGCGCUCAAAAUGUCAGAUGAGUCUGGAGGACAUUCUAGCGGGUAAGGCUGAGCCAAAGCGCCCUGAACCGCACUUGAUUCACUCAGUUUCUCACCGACGACUGUCUGUCGACUCGAGAGACACUAACAGCAUUGUAAAACCGAGGGUAAUGGAGUCUGAAGACAAAACAUUCGUUUCAAAAAUACCCACGUACGGGAGAUCGAGGGGAGAUGCCGUUGACGAGUCCAAUAAACUGGCUGACAGGUCAAGAACCUCGAAAAUUCCCAUGCAGAGAAGUUUGGGAAGGAGGAGUGCAAGUGUCACUGACAUGAAAAAGGCACUGGAAAAGACCGACUAUUCUACCAAUCAUCAGUCUCAGCAUGGGGUGCAGGGUAUCCACCACAGGUGUCCAAGUUUGGAUAGCAGUGUUGAGGAGAGUAUUCGUCCUGUUGGAACGGAAAACGAUGCUGAACGAUUUUAUGGGGAACAGUUUGGCAGCAUAAGUUCAUUGGCCAGCAGUACAAGUUUGAUAUCACAGCAGGAACUCGCCUUGCUCGUUGAAGAGGCAAGUCUUGAGGAAGCUAGGGGAUCUCACGAGGUCAUUGUGGUUCUUUUGCACAAGGAGAAUCCCAGUGGCAGCGUGGGCAUCACUCUGGCUGGCGGGGUUGACUGUGAGGUCAAGGAGAUCACUGUACAUCGGGUUUUGGCGCACUCGAUUGCCGACAGGGAUGGCAGAGUCCAGAGGGGCGAUAGGAUAUUAAGUAUCAAUGGGAGGAGCACCAGAGGCCUCAGCCACAGGGAGAGCCUCGCUGUUCUUAAGCAACCCAGGUCCGAGGUCGUUCUUGUCGUGUCCAGGAUUAGGGUCGAGGAGGCUGGCAACCUCAGGACCAGGACCGAGUCCGUGGAAACUAUUGUCGAAGGAUUCGAAAGUAAUGGAAUGGAAGACACCGCAUGGGGCCCCCCAACUCGUGUGAUCAUCUUUAAAGACGGUGCUGGUCUGGGUUUCAGUCUAGAGGGUGGCAGGGACAGUCCACUGGGAGAUCGAGCCCUCGUUAUAAAAAAAAUAUUCACUGGUGGUGCUGCUGAGAAAACAGGUGCCUUAACUGCUGGCGAUCAAUUGCUGGAGGUCAAUGGAAGUGAUGUGACCCGCCUAUCGAGAAUUGAAGCGUGGUCCUUAAUGAAGAAACUACAGGAUGGAGAAGUUAAUCUCCUAGUCAGGCACCCAGCCACCAAGUCAUCGUGAAUAUUCAGAUUAUUUAGUCAUAUCGAUGAAAUAAACAAUGGCGAAACGGCUAACGUUCAAUAAUAACUACUCAACGAAUCGCAAAAGCAGCUGCACAGCUUUAUCCAGCAAAUGGAAAUACCAAAAACGUAAAUAUUACAUUUACGUUGGUCGUGAGAAGUCUAUUGCAUUUAGACUAGAGCAUCCUUGCCUUACGUAUUAAAACAAAAAGUAAUAUAAAUUGUUCAAAUUUUCUUCAGACUGCUCAUCGGAGGGAAACAAUUGCGCGAUGAGAACUUUGAUAAUGAGGGGGGAGGGGCAAUUAUUAUUAAUUGUGUGCCAGUUAGACACACAUGCUUGAGCCAUACGAUUCUGCGUAGAACUUAAUGUUUUUUUCUUUAUUUUUAAUGGUAAUUCAAUCAUUGAAUUGUAACACAGUGCUGGCAGUGCAAUAAUUAUGGUCAGGAUAUGGCAUUAAAGCUUCUAGUUUCAGUCAGAAUUAUCUAGCUUAAUAUUUAAAAAAGUGGAAGAGAAAUUGUAAAUAUAUUUGUAUUCUGAAAUUGGCUGAGGCACGAGAGGAUCGAGUGGAAGAGCAAGCGCAAUGGAUGGAAAGUGUCAACUUAGAUAAUAUAAAAAUGUUGCUAAUUUAAGAAAAAGUCUAUUUUAUGGGAGUAUUUAAAUUGUAAAUUUGGGGGAAUGCGUUUGUUGAUUAUCGUGCUGUGAUAUGGGAAGGAUCGGCCUAUGAGACUAAAUGAUUAAUGUUUGUAAAAUUGUGUAAAUUUCAUUUCGAAUUAAUUUUUCGUCGUUGAAUCACUUUCUGUUAGUCAAUAUGCAUUUACUUAUUCAGGCGCUGUUAAUGUAUCGCUUAUUUUUCUGUCUCUCAAUGUUUUGUAUCUGUAUUUUUUCUCUUUUGAUUCGCAAACAAAUUGUGUUGAUGAUGUUUAAAUAAAUGAUUUACGAAUA